Messenger RNA from Oncorhynchus mykiss (rainbow trout), 396 nucleotides. The record is from RefSeq and is a predicted model, not a curated record. Lineage: Eukaryota; Metazoa; Chordata; Actinopteri; Salmoniformes; Salmonidae.
AUGCAGGAGCACGGGCAGGAGCACAGUCAGGAGCACGGGCGGGAGCACGGUCGGGAGCACGGUCGGGAGCACGGGCGGGAGCACGGGCGGGAGCACGGGCGGGAGCACGGGCAGGAGCACAGUCGGGAGCACGGGCGGGAGCACGGUCGGGAGCACAGCCGGGGGCACAGGCAGGAGCACAGGCAGGAGCACAGGCAGAAGCACAGCCAGGAGCACAGCCAGGAGCACAGUCAGGAGCACGGGCAGGAACACGGUCAGGAGCACGGCCAGGAGCACGGCCAGGAGCACGGCCAGGAGCACGGCCAGGAACACGGCCAGGAGCACGGUCAGGAGCACGGCCAGGAGCACGGCCAGGAGCAUGGCCAGGAGCACGGCCAGGAGCACGGCCAGAUGUAA